AUGACGCGGGCUCUGGCUGAGAAUGGCGCCAAGAAAGUUUACAUCAUCGGCCGGAGACAGCAAGUUUUAGAAGACGCCGUUAAGCAGAUCGGUUUGGAUAACGUAAUUCCAAUUCAAUGCGACGUGACUAAUAACGAGAACCUCAAAGCUGCAGCGGCAUCCAUCGAGAAGGAGGUCGGAUACAUCAAUCUACUUGUGGCCAAUUCUGGUAUUGCAGGCCCUUCUGGAGAUGUCCCUCCAAAUGCCACCAUAGCCCAAGUCCAAGAUACCCGUCUGAAUAUUCCUAUGGAUGACUUCACAAGUACAUAUCACGUCAAUUGCACUGCGGUCUUCUAUACUGCGAUUUCUUUUCUUCAUUUAUUGAAAAGAGGAAACGAAUCUGGUUUCCAAGGAGGGAGGAGUCAGCUUAUCGCAACCAACUUUAUUGGGGGCUUCAACCGAAAGAUCUCAGCCGGCUUUGCUUACACCACCAGCAAAGCCGGAACGACCAUGAUGCUCAAAGUGUUGGCCACUUACCUAGUGCCAUAUAGAAUCCGGGCCAACGUGCUUUGCCCAGGGGUGUUUCCAACUAAUCUCACCACAAGCUUGAUUAAAAGUGAUGAUCCAAUGGCCGAGGGUGCAUUUCCCCUAGAUCAGAUUCCUGCCGAGCGAGCUGGCACGCCAGAGGAUAUCAUGGGGCCGUUGCUAUAUCUAGCUUCUCGUGCGGGUGCCUACUGUAAUGGAAAUUGUGUAUUGACCGAUGGAGGUCGUUUGAGUGUCACUCCAUGUACAUAUUAG
Molecule: messenger RNA, 777 nt
Organism: Fusarium redolens
Lineage: Eukaryota; Fungi; Ascomycota; Sordariomycetes; Hypocreales; Nectriaceae
Product: dehydrogenase with different specificitie
Exons: 3
Coding region: 1-777 (258 amino acids)
Molecular function (GO): oxidoreductase activity
Source: RefSeq, a predicted model, not a curated record